Molecule: messenger RNA, 873 nt
Organism: Gallus gallus (chicken)
Lineage: Eukaryota; Metazoa; Chordata; Aves; Galliformes; Phasianidae
Gene: CBP8B2C
Product: feather keratin 1-like
Exons: 2
Coding region: 129-443 (104 amino acids)
Cellular component (GO): intermediate filament
Molecular function (GO): structural constituent of cytoskeleton
Source: RefSeq, a predicted model, not a curated record
UGCUUAGAGUGACUGCUGGCCUGAGGCAGCACACAAGCAGUAUAAAAGUGGGCCCAUCCCCUCUCUCUCUCAUCCACUUCUCUUGCCUCCAUCUCCCUGGGGACGAGGUGCCUCUCCAGACACAAGACAUGUCCUGCUACGACCAGUGCCUGCCGCGCCUGCCCUGCCAGCCCUGCGGCCCGACCCCGCUGGCCAACAGCUGCAACGAGCCCUGCGUCAGGCAGUGCCAGGACUCCAAUGUCUUCAUCCAGCCCUCUCCCGUGGUGGUGACCCUGCCCGGACCCAUCCUCAGCUCCUUCCCGCAGAACACCGCCGUGGGAUCCUCCACCUCCGCUGCCGUUGGCAGCAUCCUCAGCUCUGAGGGUGUGCCCAUCUCCUCUGGAGGCUUUGGCCUCUCUGGGCUUGGCAGCCGCUACGGUGGCAGGCGGUGCUUCCCCUGCUAAAGCUGCUGGCGGCGGCCCUGGAGAAAGACCACCCGGGACCCAGAAGGUAUUGACAGACCUGCAGUGGAGCAUCGGGAUCUUGUUUUCAUAGGAUCCAAGCUACGCCAAUACCUCUUGCAAAUGAACAGCUCCAACAUGGACUCUCAGGAAGCAUUGUCCAUGUCUGCCUUUCCCCCCUUCCGCUCUUUCCCUUUCCUCCCGAUGCCUAGUUUUUCACCUAUGCCCCGCUGGUCUCUCAAGCCCAGGAAUCCAGCCUGGGGAGGACAUGCUGGCCCUUCUCCCGCUGUGGAAAAGGCAGAUGGACAGCUGGUGGGACGUCCACCAUGGCCACACAGGGCCGACUCUGUCCCUGGUUAUUCCUGCACGUUGGCCACCCCUUGGAGCAAUUUUCUUCUCCUCUUUUGACUCAAUAAAAUUGUGCUGCAUCUCA